Messenger RNA from Syngnathus acus (greater pipefish), 4104 nucleotides. Its product is annotated as LIM domain only protein 7-like. Bases 160 to 3546 code for a protein of 1128 amino acids. Gene Ontology annotation, molecular function: actin binding. NCBI's taxonomy places the organism in Eukaryota, Metazoa, Chordata, Actinopteri, Syngnathiformes, Syngnathidae. The record is from RefSeq and is a predicted model, not a curated record. Gene Ontology annotation, biological process: actomyosin structure organization; regulation of signaling; regulation of cell adhesion. The transcript has 26 exons.
UUGGCUGGAGGUCACGAGAGCACUUCCUCGGCCAACUGGACGCCAAUCAACAGGGAAGGCGAGCACUUCAUCCUCAUUUGCACAAACUUUGACGCAUCUUCCAUUCCAUCAUUUUGUUCCAUCUUGUGUGUGCGUAAUUUGGUUUGCGCGUCGACGCAAAUGGAGUGGCGGCAGCAAAGCACUUUCAGCUGCGCGGAUGCCUUCAAUGAGGCUCAGCGUUGGAUUGAGGAGGUAACCGGCAAAGGGUUUGGUUGCAGUGACUUCCGUGCAGCUCUUGAGAAUGGAGUCCUGCUUUGCGACCUGAUCAAUCAAUUAAAACCUGGAAUCAUCAAGAAACUGAACCGACAAGCUACUCCCAUUGCUGGCUUGGAUAACAUAAAUGUGUUUCUAAAAGCUUGCGGGAAAGUGGGACUGAAUGAGUCACAGCUGUUCCACCCGGGAGACUUGCAGGACUUGUCAAGUCGAGCAAUCGUCAGGCGAAAGGAAAGCGGUCGAAGACUCAAAAAUGUUCUUAUCACAGUCUACUGGUUGGGUCGCAAGGCCUACCUGGAUGAUUGCUACAAUGGUGCCCAGCUCAACUUCAAGGCCUUCGAAGGACUCUUGGGAUUGGCUUUGUCCAAGGCACUCGACGACGGCGGUAAUGUGAAAGACCGAGAGUGCGUUCAUCCGGGAGGGCCCAUCGGCCAUACGAGGGAGGCUUCCUUGGACAGCUUGGACUCUGCCGACUCUCGAGCUCCGCGUGCAAACAGCGAAGGCUGUGGAAGUGAUGCGGAAGCUGAGCAAGUAUUCAAGAUGGAGACCGCUCAGCAGUCAACCAAAGGCGAGAUGCCACCUCCAGUCCUGCGGAGGAAGCAAAAAAAGGACAAUGGCAAAGUAUCGACUUCAUUUACCAGUGUUUUGUGCAUUAGGAGCAAAUCGUUGAGUGACAUCCCAACGGUGCAAACUUCACGUAAGGUUUCCCAAGAAAAUGCUCGCGCGGGCCAGGACACCUCCGCAGGGAAAUGGAAUCAAGACAAAAAAUGGAGGAGCCACAGCGCCAGCCGAGACAGUGAAGUUCGCUGGCAAGAUGCCUUGACAAGGUGGAAGAACCAUCGCAAGAACGUAAAGUCCAAUCUCCGCAGGGAAUCUCUUGACAGAGAAGGCGUCAUGAACACGAUGAACGACGGAGCCGAGAAUGACCUUGAAAGGCAGCGCGGUGCGCAGCUGGAAAGGCAAGUUAACUUCCAAAGUGUGGAGCUGGCCGCCAUAUGUUCUGGAAGCAGUGAAAGGCCGCCGCCCUCACUUGUCUCGCUGCACGCCGGCAAACUGGAAGAGCAGCUGUCAGCGCAAAGGCACUGCCCGGCCUCCGUUUCUCCUCCAUCAAACUUCUCAAGCGCUUUUCUCCGGACGCACGGUCGAGCUCCACUGACUCGAAGCUAUGCGGCUGAAGUGCCGUUUAGCCCCGCCUCUUCUAGCCAGAACUUUCCCCCUGCACAUGCAAAGUCGGGCGGAGUCACGCCUGCCUCUGAUGGGAACGUCACGGGAGAGGAGACCCGUUUUGCAUCUUUGGCAUUAAAUGGAGCCGCAGUAACGGCACCAACACGGGAUAACGCUUUGGGCUCCCACAGCCGGUUCAACUUUUCCGCUCCCGUUGAUCCUCGAAGUGAUGCGAGUCAACCCGAAAAGGUUCAUACGAGUCAAUUGACUUUUCUCGGCGCAGCAGAUUUUCCAAAUGACGGCGAAUCGGGAAGCUCCGUCGCUUUCCGAGACCUUUCUGACCCGAAAGCCUUGUCUGGAACGGAGAGUCAUGAAAACGCUUCUGAAAUGUCAGGAGACAAAAGUAGAUGUGAGUCGGCUGAAGGCCGCAGAAACUAUUUGAGCAGAGCCGCUUCUUGGUCGUGUUCAGCCAGCCUUCCUCGCGCCUUCAAACGGGCCGAGGGAUCCUGUCGUGUCUCGUCCGUCAUCACAGCUCGGCCCUUCGGGACCAAGCAGUCCAGGAUUCCAAAACUCUGUCAUAGCCUAACGGGAGUAGGAGAAGGCGCUCCUUCCUCACCUGCUAGCGCCACGCUCAAAAGACAAACCGCCUCGUCUUACCUAAGAGGUCCGCAUCAGCAUCCCAACCAUGUGGCGGAGACGACUUUAGCAAAAGCAGAGCGGACCAGUCUUUCCAGGCAGAGCUUUCGCUCUCAGCAAUAUUCAAAGACGCAGGCCCAACUCGGCAAAGCUGCAACUCUGCCGCGUAGCGCCAGCGUCGGCACCCCCAAGGUCGACCACAGAGACCUGAGUCUUGUUCCGAUACCAAACAGUGGACCGGACUGUGUUUUCCAACCACUUUGGGAAACUACUGACGCAAGAAGAAAAUGUUGUCAUGCAGGCGGCCCGGCGGACUUCUGCCGGCUGUGUGCAGAUGACGCCAUCCCGACUGUCCGCGGCGAUCUGGCGGCGCGCUUGAGCUCCGACCCGUGGGAGGACAAAAUGGCAUCUGCACUGCAAAUUGGCACCCUUACCGCCGACAGUCGACGUUAUGAAAAAAAGGGAGGUUCCGAAUCUGCAAUCUCCGAUCUCCAGGUGCCGUCCCUCACCCGCUCCUCAUCCAGCUGGUCAUGGGACCACGAGGGCGACCACAGGCGGCAGCAGAAGUGGCAGGAAGAACAAGAGCGCCUCCUUCAGGCGCAGUAUGAGCGAGAUCGGCGGAGGCUGCAGGCAGAGUGGCAGAAGGCAAAAGAGGAUGCACGUGAGGAGAAUAACUUUGGAGUGCGAGAUGAUGUUGAGACUCCUCCGGGAGUGACUCAUCUACAUGGUUUGACCAAAAUAAAUGAGCGGAGCCCUGAAGAACUCGGCUUUAAACGUCAGAAUGGCACACGCAAGGAUCUGAAUAACAAAGACUGGGCUGAAGGCACCUCUGGCUUUGCUGGGCUUUCUCCCGCACACAGGGCAAAGUCGUUGUCUACUCCAGCAUUAGCCGAGUCGUACAAACAACCAAAAGGUGAUCAGAGGAAAAGGAAAGAAGACUUUGCUUCCAAGGCCGAGCAAGAGCGCCAGCAAAUCUUGGAGGAGAUGAAAAAGCGAACUCAGCUCCUGACUGACAACAGCUGGAUACGACAGCGCACCAGCGCUUUUUACAAGGAGCCCAUCUACAUCGGGUUGCCCCUGAAGAGGUACGAGUCGCUCGACACUCUCGGAAGCGCCCGGUCAACCCUCAUGGCGGCUGAUCCCCGACCACAUUCGGCCACCGCAGGUUUUUGUGGGGCCGGUACAACCUCCUCUGCCCGUUACAGUAACGGAUCGAGAUCAUCUCUGAGAAAUCCCCCCACGGACCCUCACUCCAGCAGGAUGGACAGUGGGAGGAGAACUUGCUGUGUGUGUGAAGGCCACCUGAGUAGUGGGGCAGCCAUGGUUAUUGAAGAACUUAAUCUCAGCUUCCAUUUUGCCUGUUUUCAGUGUGUGGGCUGCCAGCGAUAUCUUGGAAAAACAGACACUGGAGUACAGGUUCGGGUCCGAAACAAGAAGCCGUACUGUGAGCCCUGUUAUUUCCAACUUAAGUCAACCACUUCAGCAUUUGUGUGACCAGAACAAAGAACUCAUGCUUGCAGAGUAAGCCGGAGUGGGAAACUAGCCUGUCAUUUUUUUUGUUUUUUUGGAGGGGGAUUAACAUUUUAUCAGUUUGAAUGUAUUAUCUAAUAAAGAAUUGUAGUUUAGUUUAUUUUCGUAUGAUUGUAAGUGUUAAUUGUUGUGGGACCUAUAAUGGUAGCCGCCCCGUAUUGUAUCCAACCCCAGUUAGCAAUCACGUUUAAACUUUUUCAAGAGCACUUUUUUUUUUUUCUCACCCUGCCCACUCUGGUAUUGAGCAGUGUUUUGUACCGUAUUGUAUAUUUUUGAGGUUUUAUUCAUGUUUACCACCAGGGGGCGCAUCUGCUAAUCGACGCAAUUACUCGAGCCGCGCUUCCUCAUUUUGUUACACUGAAAUCUUACAAGGUAUUUGGUGUGCAAUGCACACAAUUGUGUUCCUUGAGGAUUCAUGUAGUCACACUGCAGUACCAGUGUCAUUUCAAAAAUUCAAGUACUGUCAUUUUCAUGUGCUAUAUGUGUAUGUUUGGAUUAAACUUGGAUAGCAAAGCAUUUUCA